Messenger RNA from Melitaea cinxia (Glanville fritillary), 1236 nucleotides. RefSeq lists its product as uncharacterized. The record is from RefSeq and is a predicted model, not a curated record. The transcript is spliced from 3 exons. Lineage: Eukaryota; Metazoa; Arthropoda; Insecta; Lepidoptera; Nymphalidae. Bases 1 to 1236 code for a protein of 411 amino acids.
AUGGAGGUAGACAGAAGCUUAGCAUUCCUUGAUGUAAAGAUUCAGGUGCGUAGUGACGGUACACUCAGUCACUCUGUAUACAGAAAGCCCACACAUACAGAUCGUUACCUCAAAGCUACUUCGCAUCACCAUCCUGGACAUCUGAACUCUGUAGUGGCAUCACUCACAAACCGUGCAUAUGAUCUUUGUGAUGACGAACACCUACACAAUGAGUUACAACACCUGCGGCAGGUCCUACAGGGCAAUGGAUAUUCAGGAAAACUUCCACCUAGACACAUGAAUAGGCACCAGUUACGGAGGCAGGUAGUAGAUAGACAGCCAGUAUUUUUGCCGUAUGUAAAGGGAGUGACGGAUAAGGUCUCAAAUAUCUUAAAAAAGUAUUCAAUUAAAACUAUCUUCACUCCUUUGAAAAGGGUAUCACAAUGUCUACGAUCGCCCAAAGAUAGUUUUCCGUUGGAAAAACCUGGUGUUUACAAAAUCGACUGCAGUUGUGGUAGUUCAUAUAUCGGCCAAACAAAGCGCACAAUAGCAUGCCGUAUAAAGGAGCACAUAAAAGCGGUCAAAAACAACGAUACGCAAAAAUCGGCCAUCGCUGAACACUUGAUACAUUCGGGCACAAAUCACUGGAUCGAGUUGCAUAAUCCUCAGAUUAUCUCGACAGAACGCCACUACAUACCGAGAAUGGUCAGGGAAGCGAUUGAAAUUACCAAACACAAAAAUUUCAAUCGUGAGGAUGGGUUUAAACUGUCGAGUGUCUGGAGUCCAGUGGUUCGUUUGUGUCGGGACAACGGAAAACGUAAAAGUGCCGUUUCACGAAUGGAUACAGUGAGUGUCGUGUGUCGAGAACAGGUUCGAGUGAGUGGUGGGUUUGCAGACAAUGGUACCGGUAUCGAGCUGGGUCUUAAAAAAUUUGGUAAUUCACAAGAAGUUAAAAUAAAAGACUCGAUAAUGUUACUGCCAGAAAAAUCACUUAUGGAUUCACCACGGCCCGGGGUCGUGGGUUAUGUCCGACUCGCACAGACCAAAACCACUGGGGCGUCCCUUCGUUGCGCUUAUGGCGGAAUCGCGGGGACUCUAGUGCACUUCCGCAGUCCCGACAGUACUCCGAAACACGCCCUCGAACACGAUCAUCGGGGCCACCCACCACCAGCUGGCCCAGCGUGUAGGAAGAAGACAAAACCGCGCCCUCUUGGCACCGUGCCCUGGCGUAGACUGGGCUGGAUAGUGCCAACCUGA